Hypomesus transpacificus is the source of this 1858-nucleotide messenger RNA. Its product is annotated as G-protein coupled receptor 4. The record is from RefSeq and is a predicted model, not a curated record. The coding region runs from base 744 to 1721 and encodes 325 amino acids. The transcript is spliced from 2 exons. Gene Ontology annotation, biological process: G protein-coupled receptor signaling pathway. Gene Ontology annotation, molecular function: G protein-coupled receptor activity. Gene Ontology annotation, cellular component: membrane. NCBI's taxonomy places the organism in Eukaryota, Metazoa, Chordata, Actinopteri, Osmeriformes, Osmeridae.
UUUUUGUUCUGGAAAAGAAAGGCGUUCUCCUGCCCCAGGAUGUUGCCUUUAAAGUUGAAAAAGUGGGUUUCCUGCAGAGGAAAUAGUUACGAAAUAGACAAGGCCGAGUGAAGGAGCCGUGUACCCUUCAGUGCGAACACUGUGCACAGGUCACCCAGACGUGGAUGGAACGGAGCUGUCUGGAAGGAUCGACAUUCUUUUCAUGGAAGUUGAAUAUGGAGUUUGAAGACUUUUAAAACACCAUUUUAUGUUGGUCGUUGUUUUUUGGGGGUUUUGUACUUUGAGUGAAUCUGACAUUUUGUGACAUGCACCUGUUGACCUUCUAGGUCAUGGAACGUCGUCUUCAGAAUUAUGUUAGAGCUCUCGGUUAUCUUUGAGGGUCAUGUAGCCGACAAUGACAUGUUGCUAACAUGUAGUGGUUAGAUCUCAAGCAGGAGAACAUUCUUACACCUGUGUGGAACUCAUCUUGACCCAGAGGUAAACCGAUCCAACUGGAGUCUUCACAUGUUUAUCAAACAGUGGACCCACCUGUGGACUCAUCUCAUUUGAGAUAUAUCUGGUAGCAGUCUAUUCCAUUGUUUUUCCCUGAAGGAGCCAUUGCAUUUCAUAGUAAACAAUUGGAUGGGCUCAACAGCAAAACCGCCUGUUAUCUCUUUCAACAAAGAAAUAUUUUGCUACAGUACCCUGCUACUCCUUGUGUUCUCUCUGCAGUUUUUCAGGGUUUCCCCCCUGCAUUAGAGACAAUGUCCCACAACGACACCUGCAACCUCCCCCUGGACACUGAUACUGAUGGUCUCACCUACAUCUACAGCUUUGCAUUUUCACUGGGUCUGCCGUCCAACCUGCUCUCUCUAUGGGGGCUGUACCAACUGGGCCGCUCUGGCGGGGGUGGCUGCCAGCUGGUCUACAUCCUCAACCUCUUGCUCUCCGACCUCCUCCAGCUGCUCACCCUGCCUCUCUGGAUCCUCUACCUGCAGGGGGGCCAUAGCUGGCCCUACGGCCAGCCCGCCUGCGAGUUUGUGGGCUACAUAUUCUACGUGAACGUGUACGCCAGCGUGGUUUUCCUGUGCCUCAUCGCGCUCGACCGCUGCCUUGCCAUCGUCCAUCCCCUGAGCAGUCGUGGCGUGCGGACGGUGAGGGUGGCGGCCAUGUCGGGGGUGGUGGUCUGGACACUGACCUUCCUGUUCUGUCUGAUUGGGCUCCUGAACACAGUGUUUGAUGCCAACAGAAAGCUGUGUCUGGAGCAGUACCCUAUCAGGCCCAGGUACUUCCACUUCAAGAUCGCCACCGUGGUUCUCGGGUUCCUUCUGCCUUGUGGAAUACUGGGCUACACUUCCGCCCGCAUCCGUGUGACCCUACAACGCUCGCCCUCCGUCUCUGACCAAGAACGCAACAAGAUCGUAGGCAUCCUCACCCUCAUCACCAUUAACUUCAUCGUGAUAUUUGGACCAUACCACCUUGUAGGGGGAUACAGGUUUGUGUCCCUGCUCCUGACCGAGAAACCCUGCCAACUGGAACAGUCCAUUUUCCUGACCUACCGGCUGUGCUAUGGCCUGACCAGCCUCAAUACCCUUCUAGACCCCCUGUUCUACAUCUUCCUGUGCCACGAUGCCCGGCUAGAGCUACGCAGGUCUCUACCCUGCCUGGGACGUCGGCACAGAGCGUCCAAGGAAGUGCCUCUCAGCACCAGAGGUCACCAUGACCAGAGUAUCAGCGUUUAGGAUAAACAGACCCGAGGGGACUAGAUUUACUGUGCUGGCCUUGUUCCCUGGUCUUUGAGAAAAUGAGUCUGGCCAUUGUGUUAGCUGUUCUCUGUGGAUGCAUUCAGCUGCUCUCAAAGGGGGGAGGGGGGGGGGGG